Molecule: messenger RNA, 2806 nt
Organism: Gymnodraco acuticeps
Lineage: Eukaryota; Metazoa; Chordata; Actinopteri; Perciformes; Bathydraconidae
Exons: 8
Coding region: 250-1674 (474 amino acids)
Source: RefSeq, a predicted model, not a curated record
CAUUGCUAUGCAGAAUAGCAUUAUAUAUACCUGCCAAGAUGCGAUUCCUAAGGAACUGCUGCUGCAGGGGGCAGGAAGCUAGAACUCGUGGCUGGAUCUGGGACUCCAAUUCCCAGAAUCCUCGGGAGUGUGACGUCAGCGGCACAACGUGGUUGAACGCGGAAGUAGAAACAUUUGUUUACAUUGCAGGCAGAGGAAAUCGAGUUUGUUCACGGGAAUAUAUCGUGCAAUUAAAGGCUUCAAGCGCUGAUGUUACUUCGAGAAGGGAAAGGAGACAGAGAUGCGGUGCAGGACAGUGAGGUGGUCCUGACCAAAAUUAAGCUCUUUAGCAACUUCCAGGAGAGGCUCCUGGUGGCAGAAGACUCUGUGUCCACGCUCUCCACUGCGUCCGUUUCAGAGCAGGAUAUCUCGGAGCCCAUCACAGCCUCUGAGCUGAAGUACCGUCUUGAUGAAAAGUCGGGGCCAGACUACCUAUCUGCUAUUUUCUCAGACUCCCAGCUGCCGAGGCUAUAUAAGUUUGAGUCUGAGGAUUCUGGAGUGGAGCUGCCGAGUGGAGCUAACUCUCCGUCCACCCCAACUGGCUCGGAGCACAGCUUCGUGGUCCACAGCAGAGAGUCCUCCUGCAACUCCUGCAUCCUGAACUCUGACCCUGCCUCUCUGCAUGAUGAACAUACAUCUGAGAUCCAUCAGGCAGAGGACUCAGUGGAUAUCAGUCUUAGUACAGCAGGGGAUACUCAGGAUAAUGUGUUCACACACUCAGAGGAACUGAGUCCAGCUGUGGGAGUGGACCUGCUCACAGAGAGGGAACAGUGCAGGGCUGAGAUGUGUGAACAGCUCCAGGACACCAGAGCUGUAGGAGAAUGGACCUGCUCAGAGGACACAAGGCAGAGGAAGCACUCCUCACCAGGAGCCUGUGAUGACAUGAUGGACAACGACUGUGAGCCUGAGCCCAUAGGAAGGAGUGACACUAUUGACAGCCUGAAGGACUACAUGGACCAAUGCUGCAGACUGAGUGAGCAGGCUAGUCCCAGCCCUUUGAGCUCCGGCCUGGGUUACCUGGAGCACAUCUGCCAGCUGAUGGAGAAGAUGGGCCAGCUGCAGGAGACCAACCUCCGUCUGCAGAGGCACAUCAGCAGCCUGCAGAGAGAGGGCCGGGGGGCGAGGACCAGAGAGGACUUCUUCCAGCAGCACUGCAACUGUGGAGCAGCAGAGCUGGCGUUCCAGGACCCUCACAAGAGACCCUCCAGGAGUGAGUGUCUGUCCCCCAGUGGGACCCUGUCCGACCUGUCCACCAUCCACGAGGUCGGCCGGCACCCCCUCCUAUCCACCAGGACAGACAUGAGCAGUGAGACCCCGGUCCCUCUGUGGAGGAGAGGCUUGGAGCGGAGGAGUUACACUGAGGGGGAGGGGCACCUCGGGGACAGCAUGGAGGGACUCUCCCCCCCCCAGCGCAGGCUGAGUGAAAACUACACAUGGGGUCGAGUCAAAGACCUGGUCAGGAAAACGAAGCUGAGGAACCAGAGCAGGCUGGCCCUGAUCCCCAGCAGGCUGAAGAUGUCCUGCCCACAGCUCUACAUGCCGGACCUGGACCCAGUGGAACCUGCUGGCAGAAACAGAAACUCCAUGAUUGCCCUGGUUCACCACAGCCAAUUGGAUUUCCCUUGGCUACAAUAAACAUCCAGGUCCGGUUGGUAUCACAUGCGGUCCGCGGAAGAGGAGGACACCGUGAAGGUACACAGAGAGGAUGGAAGCCUGUAUAGGAAGAUGUGAAGAAGAGAAAGAAGGUCAUGAAGAAGAAAGAAUGGAACGGACUCUGGUGUUAGAGAUGAUGCUGCAGAAUGUAAGGGAGAAUGAGAGUGUCAAUGUUAAACAAAUUAAUUGUAUAUUGCAGUGUACAUGACAAAUAUAGGUGAUGUUCUCAUGACGAUAGGAUGGGGCUAACAUUAUCUACAGUGUGACAUAUUUGGACUGCAUUAUAUUUACUGUGUAAAAAACUAUUUACUAAAAUCUGUACAACUCCAACUGUUAUGAAACUCACAAACAUUGUAUUAGUGUGCUAUAUGAUGUUGUAAAUAUGUUAUAUACAAACCGCUUUGUACAGUGUGUAAGUAAUGUUUCAUAACCAGACUGCAUGCGGAAAUAAAGUUUAUGAAGAUUUCGGGGGAGAAAUACACAUCUACAGUGUCAGCCAUUAACCCUGAUAAUAGGAGUUAAAUAGAAACAUCACUGUCUUGAUAUAACUAGAAACUGUACUUUACAAGAGGUAUGUUUAAUGACAUGCAGAGCUCGUGUUGAACGUGUUAAGUGCUGUGAUUGAUCUUUGCCACUUCAGUUCUCCAUGAGUUAAAGUCCCUCAUAGGACAGUGAGUAAUGCUAGGUUGAUUUCACAUUAAUGCUUAAGCUUCGGUAUAUGCUUCAAAUGCAGUUCUUGUCUGACCAUCUAACUCAGGGAGUUCCAAACUGCGGCCCGUUGUCCAUUUUGAAAUGGUCCUCAGCUAAUUCUUAAAGUAUAAUGGAAUAUGGCCCACACCUGAGACGUGUGCUUGGCUUAUAUUGCACUUCUUAAAUAUAAGUGUAAAGACAUAAUUACACAGUAGUAUUCAUGUGUUUAUAAGCAAACUUUUCAAAUCAAUUCAGUUAAAGUUGAAAACAUGUUCUAACAAAUCCCCCAAAAGCCCAAUAACCUAUUUGCAUAACAAGCUUGAAAUAUACCCUCCUAUUUCCACUUAUUAUAAGCAGUCUGAGGCUUCUGCUUUAAGGGAUGAGCUUUUUGUAACAAAAUAAAUGAAACCCUCUGGAGAGCUGU